Molecule: messenger RNA, 2229 nt
Organism: Symbiodinium natans
Lineage: Eukaryota; Dinophyceae; Suessiales; Symbiodiniaceae
Source: the annotation of a GenBank genome assembly
AUGCCCUCUCCUCCAGUCGAGAUGGAAGCAGCACCCGAGAAGUCUGAGCAGGAGGGCGUCUUCUUAACGCGGGUUGCAGAUUUCUUGCCCCAGCGGAAGGUGGCGAGGACUGGGAAUCCGAAGACUCCAGACGGCUUCGUCGCUUCUUGGCUCUCUUUGUUCACCGGGCGCUUCCUGGUGUUGAACGACAACAUCAUCAUGGAGGAUAAGGGUGUGUCCACCGCAGCCAGAGACAACUUGGUCAACGAAUGCACCAACAUGGGUCUGAUCAGCGCCCUGCUGAUGACUGUUGUGGUACCCAUGGCCUAUGACAACGUGGACGACUGGUUGGAGGAGGACUAUGCUGGAAGCGGUUUCGCCUUUCAAGAUAGCUGGAUCGGGCAGCAGCUGAGUGAAAGUGCCUUGCAAGAGGCAGUGACUGGCUUCCAUGACAUGAGCCUCAUAUGCUACUUCGUGGGCUCCGUUGGCUACCUUUGCUCGACCAUCGUCACGGUGAUCCUCUUGCUGUGCAUCGGGGAGAUCGAGUCCGAUGCCGGGUCCGUCGAGUUCCUCCGGCGCGUUGGCAGCGGCACCCGCGUCCCGUAUUUGUUCUGGUGGAAUGGCGUUGUUUUUGUAAUCCCCGCUGUGAUCCGGUAUGUUUGCUCCUGCAAGACCCUUGGUGGACUCAUCACUCUGAUCCUUUGCAUCCUGAUACUGGCCGCCUUGAUCUUGCUGUCCCUAAAUCACUAUGUGCGUUGUUGCAUGAGCACGCACAACUGCAUCAACGAGUACGAGGACCUGCAUCUCUCACAGAGUGAAGCAGAAGAGGAUGUGAGCACCUGGUUCAAGCACAACAAGGGAGGUGGCUUGGAGGAUUGCUUGCAGGAUAUGGCCGUCCGCCAUGGCAAGCUCGUCAUCUGCUUGGAUCGGAUUUCUCAGCAGCAUGUGGCGAUGUACUUCCACAAAAGGCAGGCUGAGAGUGUGGGAAUUCCGCUGACGCCAGCCGAGCUCUACCGAGUGUAUCGUUUGCAAGGUGUCCGAAGCAUCACCUGCGAACGUGUGAUUUAUUUCCUGCCGUCGUGGGGAUCCCAAGAUGCGAGCGAAAGGGAGCGAUCGCAGGCCUUUGGUUUCAUCUUGUGGUUACGCAUGGGACCGGUGCCACGGCAAGCAGCCUACACAGCUGGCCUGAAAAUGCUGUCCGAACAAGCAGAGGCGUCCAGUGCUCAUCGGGUCCAUAGAAUGCCCUCGCCUCCAGUCGAGAUGGAAGCAGCACCUGAGAAGUGCGAGCAGGAGGGCGUCUUCUUAACGCGGGUUGCAGAUUUCUUGCCCCAGCGGAAGGUGGCGAGGACUGGGAAUCCGAAGACUCCAGACGGCUUCGCCGCUUCUUGGCUCUCUUUGCUGAGUGGACGCUUCCUGGUGUUGAGCGACAACAUCGUCACGGAGGAUAAGGGUUUGUCCACCGCAGCCAAAGACAACUUGGUGAAUGAAUGCACCAACAUGGGUCUGAUCAGCGCCCUGAUGAUGACCAUUGUGGUACCCAUGGCCUUUGAGAACGUGGACGACUGGUUGGAGGAGGACUACGCUGGAAGCGGUUUUGCCUUCCAAGAUAGCUGGAUCGGGCAGCAGCUGAGCGAAAGUGCCUUGCAAGAGGCAGUGACAGGCCUACACGACAUGAGCCUCAUAUGCUAUUUCGUGGGCUCCGUUGGCUACCUUUGCUCGACCAUCGUCACGGUGAUCCUCUUGCUUUGCGUCGGGGAGAUCGAAUCCGAUGCCGGGUCCAUCGAGUUCCUCCGGCGCGUUGGCAGUGGCACGCGCGUUCCGUAUUUGUUCUGGUGGAAUGGCGCCGUCUUCGUCUUCCCCACUGUGGUGCGAUAUGUGGGCUCCUGCAAGACCCUUGCAGGACUUAUCGUUCUGAUCCUUUGCAUCGUGGUACCGGCGGUCCUGAUCCUGCUGUCCCUACAUCACUAUGUGCGUUGUUGCAUGAGCACGCACAACUGCAUCAACGAGUACGAGGACCUGCAUCUCUCACAGAGUGAAGCAGAAGAGGAUGUGAACACCUGGUUCAAGCACAACAAGGGAGGUGGCUUGGAGGAUUGCUUGCAGGAUAUGGCCGCCCGCCAUGGCAAGCUCGUCAUCUGCUUGGAUCGGAUUUCUCAGCAGCAUGUGGCGAUGUACUUCCACAAGAAACAGGCUGAGAGUGUGGGAAUUCCGCUGACGCCAGCCGAGCUUUACCGAGUCUCAUACAUGUAA